AUGUGGUCAAUAUGUUUCGCCUCAAUACCAGAGGAUCUUCAGACCACGGUUUCUUUGGUGAAAAGCACUCUUCUUACUUCCAAAGCGGAUGGUACUGUUCGUUCCUACCUUGGAGGUAUUAAGAAAUGGAAGCGUUGGGCUUCCUCCAAUCACGUCUGCCAUUUUCCAUCUAAUCCGUUCCAGGUCGCAGUCUUCUUGCAGUAUCUGCUUAAUGAAGCGUAGUCUCCUUCUCCAGUUCUUAACGCGGUCUACGGUAUUGACUGGGCGCUACAACUGGCUGGCUCAUCAAAAAUCUCCAGUCAUCCCCUGGUUGUUUCAACGGUCAGCGCGUCUCAAAGGAUUUUGGGCAGGCCAAAGGUCAAAACAGACACUAUAACUCCUGAGAUGUUGAAAGCGUUCGUGGAAUCUAAGAUAAAAGAUAAGUCUCCUUCUCUUUCUGAUCUUAGAUCUGUUGCGUUAUGCCUUAUUUGUUACGUUGGAUUUUUUUGCUUUAGCGAGUAAUGUCAUAUAAAAGCCUGCGAUGUUAAGUUUUUCCCAUCUUAUAUGUCCAUUUUCCUAGAAUCUUCGAAGUGUAACCAGUUCCGAGGACAGACUUGCCAAUUUGUCCAGUCAAGGCCUUAGAGGACUACAUCUCGGAAGGUCAAAUCAAUCUCUCCGAGGAUUUACCGCUGUUCAGAGCCCUUGUUUACUCCUCGGUCAAAAGAAAAAGUACGAAGCCAAGGGAUUAGCUAUACAAGAGCUAGGGAACUCAUUAAGGACGCCUUUAGAGAUAUAACGGACGUUUCCAAGAUUAGUGUUCAUAGCCUUAGGGUUGGAGGAGCCACCUCUGCAGCUAAUACGUACUGGUAUCGCUGAAAGACUUUUCAAGUGACAUGACCGUUGGGCGAGCAAGAACGCCAAGGAUGGCUACGUUAAGGACGAUUUUAAUUCUCUCCUGUCAGUCACGAAGUCAUUAGGAAUCUGAUUUAUACUUUUUUAUUAUUUAUUUAUUUUUGCUUCAUAAACCGUGCCCGGCAGGUCGGAAGGGUUCUAUCCACAGGGCCGGGGUUUUUCCUCAGCCUUUUCCGCAGCGAGCGCGGUGAGGGUUUUUCAUCCUGUGGAUGCUCGUUGAUUCCCUCCCAGGUUUACAUUUCCUUUUUGUUUUGUUUUAGGGGUUUUCUUUGUUUGCACCUUUGCAGUUGCUGAAUUAGCUUUCUCAGUAAACUCGUGCGCUCCAGUGAGCACGUGAUGGCAUAUGGUGUGUCGUUGUUGUUGUCACGCACGGGUAUGGUGCUCUGUAGGGAAUUUAGACCAGAGUCCGUAUUUGUAUCGACACGUUUUUGAAUUUUAUUUCCUUUUUAAGGGGUUUAAUUUUUCAUUAUAAGUGAAAUUUAUUCGAUUUGAUUGUCAGUCUUUGAAGUGGGCACGUUUUGGGAUCAUAGCUGACCUUGUUUGUUACCUACCUCAGAGUUUCUGUUUUGGUUUAAGGCAGAGUCUCGUGGCCUUAUUUGUCAAGCUUUCAUUGGUCGUCUUGUGCUUGACAUUAUUAACCUGGCUUAUAGGUUUGUUUAUUCCAGUUUGGUGAUCAACAGGAAAUUCGUUUAAGUUAUUAGGAAGUGCGUUCGUAAUUCUCAUGGUCAGCAAGCCAGAACGUACCUACAUUUAAGUUAUUUAAGUUUCCAACAUUUGGCGCACUUGGUUUUGCUGUAGUUAUGAACAGUUUGGGAGUUUAUAGUUAUGUGCAGUUGAGUUGCUGUUAAGUGGAAUAAUCAAGCGAGUUGCUUGAACACCCCUACAUAUUUCGGUAGUGAACCCUCCUAUUUUGCUGUGCAUGGUUUUGUGAAAAACAUGUCAGGAGUUUAAGAUCCGCCCAGGAAAUCUGUAAUCUGUAUUGCAAAAGAACAAGUUUUAGUCUGGUCAUAUGUAAAACAAAAUCAUAAUGACCCAACCUUGUAUUUAAGUAAUGUAUAGGGUUGUAGUUAAAUUUCCAUUAUUUUAUGGCGACGGGAGAGAAGAUGUGCGCGAGUUUAUUGAUAAUUAUUGUCGCGCCGGUAAGUUAAAUGGUUGGGAUGUACAGAAGUUAGCCCUUGGUCUUCUUCUGUUUCUCAAAAAACGUGCCAGUUUUUGGUUUGACACUUAAAAAGAGGCCGAAAAUGUGUCAUUUGAAAUGUUAUCGCCAAAAUUUAUUUUUCAUUUUGAAUCGAAUGUAAAUCGAUAGCAGUUAAGGCAAAAACUGGUUGAGCACCCUCAAUUGUUAGGAGAAACUGCUGCGGAUUAUUAUUUUGAUAUCGUCUCUCCGCUUUCCGCUAAAUUUACCCAAAAAGUAAAUGAGUGUAUUGUUUUAUACGAGGUCUAAGACCAGAAACUCGUGACCAUGUUACAUUGCUACUACCACCUUAUUUUGAGUGUCCUUUGAAUUUUGCAAAACUGAAAGAGUUGGUAUCUCUUAGCCGCAAAUCAAGUAGUGGUCAAGAAGAUAAGACUUUUGCAGAAUUACAGUCUAAGCCCUCAAAAGAGGAUAUCAAACAAAUUUUGAGGUAAAAUUUAAUGUGUGGUCUAAAAGUUCCAAAAAUAAUGGAAGUCAUCCUAUUAGUAGGAAAUUUUGAUCGUGCAAUUUUCGUGUCCGUUUGGGGGGGGAAGUAUUUUAUUGUAAAAAGUCAAAAUUGGGCAGAUUUAGAAACUUGAAACCCAACUUUAGACGUCUGUCUCGUUUAGUGAUGUUGUGUCUAAUCCAUGUGAGCCUAUUGUCUCGCCAAUGUUGAAACCUCAAGCUUCCGUCACAUGUCAACAUGGGUGUUCUACAGAUUGCCAGCCUCAAAACGUCUCUAGUGAACAUAUUUUUCUUGAAGUUGUUAAGUUUCUUUCUCAGCUCAUAACAAAAUUUUAUUGUGUAAUCGCUGGGUCAUUGCCAAAGGAAGGCAAAAAUGCUCAUUCCCCAGAUGCACCUAUGUUUUCUCAUAAAGGUCAAGUGAAUUGCGAGAAGUCUUUAAAUGAAAAUGUAUCUCAAGGAGUUAGUAAAACUGAAGAGACAAAAGGAAAAAAAUUGACACCUGAGUUGAAAAAUGAAAAUUUGGAAGUGAAUGACGUAGGGGAUAAAUUUAUUGUUUCUAAAUAGUGCCAUGACUUAUGUGACUCAAGUGGCCCUGAGGCAAGGUCCCAUGUGACUGACAUGUGUCUUCACCUGUCAGUUCCUGUAGACUCGAUUCUAUUCAUCCUUUCGACGGUGACAAUUUCAAUAUCUCUGUAUUAAUAGAAUUUGUUAAAUUUCAUGCUAUUAUUGACACAGGAGCAGCUGUGACAGCAGUUGAAACUAAAGUUUGGAACAAGUAUCUUAGUCAUACAGAUUGCUGUUUAGAUUCUCCUUCAACAAGUUGUUUAACGUCUGUAAGUGGCUCUCUAUUAGUCAUUCUUGGUAAAGUGUACCUGAAUUUUGUUAUUAAGUCUGUUGUUCUUCCUUUUUAAGCCUGUUAUCAAAGAAUUAACUCAUGAUGUUUCUUCAGGCAGAGAUUUCUUUCAGAAAUAUUGUUCCAGAAUUGAUUUUGUAGAGAACUUUGUUCCCUCCCCGAGGACCCUCUCCAAUUUCCUGAUGGUUUUGAUGUUCAUCAGAAUAGUGAAGUUAAUGUUAAUUGUCUUUCUUCUGUGCAUAGUGGUUACUCUUUUAGUAUUCCGGCCAAAUCUGAAGUAGUUGUUUUCGGUAAAUUAACUUCAAUGCCGAAAGGUAUAAGCAGUAAAACUAGUGACAUUCUUGGUUUGCUCAUUGCUAAGUAUGAUUUACCUCACCGUUAUUCAGUUUUUGGAGUGUCAGAGCUCGUAAAAGUUUCUAGUGAUGCUACUAUUUCUUUAAGAAUGGUAACUUUUUAAAGUCUUUCGUAAGGCUAAACUGGUACAUUUUCAGCAGAUUGGAAAUGACUUAGCAACACUUGAGAUUGACAAGAACUCUCCUUCUUCAGCUACUCAGCAUAGUUCCUCAGAUGAUCGGCCACAACCUAAAGAUUAUUCGGAUUUUCCUCAUUUGUCAGAUAGUAUUUUGAAUGAUGAUGAAAAACUGAAAUCCAAAAAUAUUUGGUAA
Porites evermanni is the source of this 4048-nucleotide messenger RNA. NCBI's taxonomy places the organism in Eukaryota, Metazoa, Cnidaria, Anthozoa, Scleractinia, Poritidae. The record is from the annotation of a GenBank genome assembly.